Lactuca sativa (garden lettuce) is the source of this 615-nucleotide messenger RNA. RefSeq lists its product as uncharacterized. Lineage: Eukaryota; Viridiplantae; Streptophyta; Magnoliopsida; Asterales; Asteraceae. The record is from RefSeq and is a predicted model, not a curated record.
AUGUGCGGCUGCAUGUGUUUUUCUGCAUGUGUUUAUGAGGUUUUUCAUGAAGAAUAUUUGCGUAAACCUACUCAACGUGAUAUUGAGAGAUUAUAUUCGGCUCAUGAAGAGAGGCAUGGAUUUCCUGGUAUGCUUGGCAGUCUAGAUUGUACGCAUGUGGCUUGGGAAAAAUGUCCAACUGCAUGGCGUGGUCAGUUCACUCGAGGAAAUAUAGGUGAACCAACUAUCAUCUUAGAAGCUGUUGCAUCUCAAGAUUUGUGGAUAUGGCAUGCCUUUUUUGGAGUAGCGGGGUCUAACAACGACCUUAAUGUUCUUGGUCAGUCUCCACUUUUCAACGAUAUUUGGACCGGCAAAGCACCUGAUAUGACGUUCACGGUAAACGGGCACGCGUACAAAUAUGGUUACUACCUUGGUGAUGGGAUAUACCCGGAUUAUUCUACAUUGAUGAAGGCAUACUCAGUUCCUCGAAGUGAAAAAGCAAAAUUUUUUACAAAAAAACAGGAAUCAGCGAGAAAGGAUAUCGAGAGGGCAUUUGGAGUCCUUAAGCAAACAUGGCAUGUAGUAAAUAUGCUACACGACUCUGGGAUAAAGAUAGAAUUAAGCGAAUGGUCCUAG